AUGGAUUGCUGUCACUUAUCAAUGGGGGGAUGCUAUGCUCUGCGAGGUAUCCUGCUGCCCGCUGAUAAUACUAUGCAUGAUGCACUGCUAUUUCUGUGUGUCCACCCUUUUCCUUUUGAUAUGAGCUUAUUGCCUUCUUAUUGUUGGACUGCUAGUGCUCUGAACCGCAACCGGUUAGUUCCGUUAGACGAUUCAUCUUUUAGCUUCCAUGAAGCACAUUGCCCCAUAUUCGUUGACAUGCUCAACCAUUAUUUUACAUGCCUGUCUAUUGCACGAAAAUUUGCAAUCUUUGCUCAUUGA
This is a messenger RNA of Triticum turgidum subsp. durum (durum wheat), 300 nucleotides long. The record is from the annotation of a GenBank genome assembly. NCBI's taxonomy places the organism in Eukaryota, Viridiplantae, Streptophyta, Magnoliopsida, Poales, Poaceae.